GGAAGCCGUCUCGGUGCCGAGAGGAACACAAGCUAGGAGAGUAACAGACGUUAAAAAACACUUUUGUUUGUUGAUUGUGUGUUGUUUUAAAACGACAUAGCCUGGAACCAAUUAUUUAAAUGUCUGCCUGAUGUGUGAUGGUCAGAGAUGAGCGUCACUUUGGAUAUAAGACUGAAAAGAGCAAACAAAGUUUACCAUGAAGGGGAAGCGGUGGCUGGUGUCAUCUUGCUGGUGUGUAAGGAGGCGCUGCAGCACCACGGCAUCUCUCUGAACAUGGAGGGAUUGGUGAACCUGCAGCUGAGCUCCAAGAGCGUCGGCGUCUUCGAGGCUUUCUACAACUCUGUCAAGCCCAUCCAGCUGAUCAGCAGUAACAUCGAGGUGGCCAAGGCAGGAAAAGUCCCGGCAGGCAAGACCGAGAUCCCCUUUGAGUUCCCGCUGAACACAAAAGGCAACAAAGUGUUGUACGAGACCUACCACGGUGUCUUCGUCAACAUUCAGUACACCCUCCGCUGUGACAUGAAGCGCUCCCUGCUGGCCAAAGACCUGAGCAGGAGCUGUGAGUUCAUUGUGCACUGUCAGCCGCAGAAAGCUAAAGUUGUCCCAACUCCAGUCAACUUCACCAUCACUCCAGACACCCUGCAGAAUACCCGCGAGAGGAGUUCACUGCCAAAGUUCCUCAUCAGAGGCCACUUAGAUGCCACCAACUGUGUAAUCAGCCAGCCGUUGACAGGAGAGGUGGUGGUGGAAAACUCGGAUGUUCCCAUCAAGAGUAUUGAACUGCAGCUGGUGCGAGUAGAGACCUGUGGUUGUGCUGAAGGUUACGCUAGAGAUGCCACGGAGAUCCAGAAUAUCCAGAUAGCUGAAGGUGAUGUCUGCCACAGCUUCCCUAUUCCCAUCUACAUGGUGUUCCCCAGACUGUUCACCUGCCCCACACUGGAGACCACCAACUUCAAAGUCGAGUUUGAAGUGAACAUCGUCAUCGUGCUUCAUGAUGACCACCUGAUCACGGAGAACUUCCCUCUGAAGCUGUGCAGAGUCUGAACCUGGAAAUCACAUCGGCACUGAGAUAAGUUCACUGCAGGCCUGGGCGCCCCAAAAACGCGAGUCUUCUGUUUCCAUGUGGAGAUCUGAACAGAUUUUCUACAUAAUUUAAUAAUUCCUCUAAAGCCAGAAAAAGUAGUAAUGCUAACCAAGAGUGGCUCCACCAGCAGGAAGUGGUUUUGACUUAAUAAACCUGCUUUUCUUUUCAUAAAUACACAAGUGUUUUGAUAUUGUUCCUUUGUGAAUUUGUUAUUUCAGUUUAAUAAAUGAAAGUGAAUAUUGAA
Micropterus dolomieu (smallmouth bass) is the source of this 1325-nucleotide messenger RNA. RefSeq names its product VPS26 endosomal protein sorting factor C (gene vps26c). The record is from RefSeq and is a predicted model, not a curated record. Bases 148 to 1041 code for a protein of 297 amino acids. NCBI's taxonomy places the organism in Eukaryota, Metazoa, Chordata, Actinopteri, Centrarchiformes, Centrarchidae. The transcript has 8 exons. Gene Ontology annotation, biological process: intracellular protein transport. Gene Ontology annotation, cellular component: endosome.